CACACACAGCUGAGAGAAAAGGGAGUCAGUCAGAAGAAAAGCGACCUCAACCAUACACCGGUACAGGCAGCGGCUCUGGCAACGGCCGUCUCUUUGUUCUGUACGGGCUUUGACAACCACGAAGUGGUAUUUAGACACAUACGUGUUCCUCAAUGCCAACGCGAACAUUUACAGAAAUGGACUCAAACGGGGCCGAGCAUAUGGAUCGCUGCGGGUCCUAUGCAAAGAGAAGAAGGCGUGACAGCGGACAGUCUGUCCCUAGUGCAACCUGUGGACUGGAGUACACCGACCUGGAGGCUGCCGAAGCGCUGGUGUGCAUGAGCUCCUGGGGCCAGGGCCACUUUGUCGGGGGCAGCAGGCCAGCCCCCUGCAAGCCCAGGCCCCUCACCCCAGCUUCGGAUUCCUGUGACUCACUCAUGCCGUCAGAACUCCCGGAGCCGCCGAAGGACUUUGUGUCCCUCUCCUCCCUUUGCAUGACUCCCCCUCAUAGCCCCAGCUUUGUCGAGGCUUCCAGCAUGGCGCUCCAGUCAAGCUCUGCCCCGGCUGUGUCCUCACAACACUGUGGCUCCGGCCUCCAUCAACCUGACCUGGCACACGUUGCUGAAAAUACGCCCUCCCUCCCUUCCCUUCCCCGGCCCUGCAGAGCCAUGGCGACCAGCGUCAUCCGCCACACCGCAGACAGCGUCCCCUGCCAACACCGCAUUCCAGUCGCCGCCAGUCCAAAGACAGCCAGAGACACCGUAACGGCUGCGACCUCCUGCCAGCAGCAGCAGCAGCAGCGUGUUACACAGACUGAGCAGAUAGCCACACCUCCAUCCACUGCUGCUCCUCUCACACCUCCUUCAUUCGCCUCAAAAACAGAGCUGCACGCCCGGCCCCCGAAACCCUGCUGGAACAGUGUCUCCACCCCCGCUCCUGUCAAUAUGCAGCUGCAAAGCAGCCCUCCCACUCCCCCCGCUCGCGCAGCUCUGUCCCCGCACUCGGCCCCCAACCCUCAGAUCAUCUGUCAGAUGUUUCCGGUCAGCAGCCAAUCAGGUAUAAUCUCCGCCUUCAUCCCCGGCGCGCUUCAGACGUCCAACAAUGGGAUUCGGACCGCCGCCACGCCCAUCCUCCCCCAGCCCGCCUCGGGUAACUCCGCCUCUGUCCAGCAGUCCCUCAUCGUGGGCUCGGCCAUGCCGCAGGGCACGGUGAUGCUGGUUCUCCCGCAGUCCUCAAUCUCUCAGGCCCCUCACUGCCCUCAGACGGUCAUGACUCUGGGCAACACCAAGCUGCUACCUCUGGCCCCGGCCCCGGUGUACGUGCCGGCGGGGCCCGGCUGCGGUGUGACGGCGACAAAGAUGGACUUUUCCCGCAGGAGAAACUAUGUCUGCACCUUCCCGGGCUGCAGGAAGACUUACUUCAAGAGCUCCCACCUCAAGGCUCACUUAAGAACGCACACAGGCGAGAAGCCUUUCAGCUGCAGCUGGGACGGCUGCGAGAAGAGGUUCGCCCGCUCCGACGAGCUCUCCCGUCACCGGCGGACGCACACGGGCGAAAAGAAAUUUGUGUGUCCCGUGUGCGACCGGCGAUUCAUGCGCAGCGACCACCUCACCAAACACGCCCGCCGCCACAUGACCACGAAGAAAAUGCCCUCCUGGCAGGCCGACGUCAGGAGCCUGAACAAAAUGGCCGCCGCCAAAACGCCUCCAUCAAAACCCGGCCUCGCCACGUUAAGCAUGCUGGUACCUGCCGGCUCCAAGUAGACAAUGAACUCUGCCCUGCCACCCCCUCCCAAGAAACCAGGGACACAGAGCAGCCAAGCACGCACGGCUGCUGCUAUUUUACUCAUGGGAAUGACAGACAAAACAUGCACUGGACUCUUUUAUUCCUCUCUACUGCUCAUUUGUACAUGUACUUUUUCUUUUAAAGGAUUCUUUUGUUUACUUUGAUAUAUUUGAGAAUAUCAAUGCACUCUUGCCAAAGCCUUUGUAUGAAGUUUGUCUUAUGCAUUUCACCUUCCACCCCUCCUACAACACUUUCUCUUUGUUUGUGUUGACACUGAUAUAUAAAUAUAUAUAUGUGUGUCUAGGAAUGUAUUGGUUGUUGUACUAUGAAAUUAUCAUUUUUGGAAAAAACAUGCAAAAUUAUAUGAAUAUUAACCAUCAGUACGUAUGAUUAUACCUCCCUGUCUAACUUUUCAUAUUAUUUAAUACAUAUUUCUAAUAAAACCAAAUUAAAAAAAACAUCAAGUGAGAAAUUGUUUGUGUGUUUUGGGACCACAAAAAAAAAGUGUGGGAUCUUGGUGUAGUCAGCAAUCUUUCCCAGAGUGGUGCCUGCCCACAUCCUGUGUGCGUCACACUGCGACUCCCCCACACCGCCCCCUCUCUUGCUCUGCCGACUGAAUGAGAUUUGGUGUUAUUAAACCUCUUUGGUAAGAACAUCUGAGGACAUCGUGUCCCUUCAUUAGCUCAGAACCAGAUUGUUUAUGAGUCAGCAGACACGACAGAUUUGUUUUUCUUGUUUUAGAGUUCAUUAACUGAUGUAAUCCAGCACCUACAAAAGGGAACAAGGUGAUUGUUGACUCUUUCGUAGUAAACCACUGUUUUAACGUGAGAAUAAAAUAUAACAUGAUGUAACACUGGUAGACAUGUGCACAGUCAUAAUUUAAUGUAUAGAUUGUAAUAUAAACAGGUUGUACAGUAUGUAAUAUAUACCAUUAACAAAUCACAUGAGAAGUGAUAUAGGUUGUGCUGUAGACCAUCCUUGGCCAAAUGAUAUACAUAGAAGCCAUUUGCAGCUGAGGAAAUUAUGAGGAAGCAAGUGGAAAAUUUAUCAAGUAAACAAUAAAAAGAAAAGCUUUUAAAGAUUCUGCUGGACCACGUAG
Molecule: messenger RNA, 2863 nt
Organism: Pungitius pungitius (ninespine stickleback)
Lineage: Eukaryota; Metazoa; Chordata; Actinopteri; Perciformes; Gasterosteidae
Gene: klf11b
Product: Kruppel like factor 11b
Exons: 4
Coding region: 153-1742 (529 amino acids)
Biological process (GO): regulation of transcription by RNA polymerase II
Molecular function (GO): RNA polymerase II cis-regulatory region sequence-specific DNA binding; DNA-binding transcription factor activity, RNA polymerase II-specific
Source: RefSeq, a predicted model, not a curated record